This is a messenger RNA of Cryptomeria japonica (Japanese cedar), 3457 nucleotides long. Its product is annotated as methyltransferase FGSG_00040. The coding region runs from base 713 to 3169 and encodes 818 amino acids. The record is from RefSeq and is a predicted model, not a curated record. The transcript has 2 exons. Gene Ontology annotation, molecular function: protein binding. NCBI's taxonomy places the organism in Eukaryota, Viridiplantae, Streptophyta, Pinopsida, Cupressales, Cupressaceae.
CGGAAAGCCGGAGUCAAAUUCAUCAUACCUCAUUCAAAAUGAUUAACCCUAACUUAUGGAUGAGCUGUUAAGGUGCAUGCCUGUUCUUUAUCCUUUCACGUAUUCUAAAUCUUUGUCCUCUAUACAGAAGAAAACAAAUUCGAACAACGAUUUUCCAGUCUUACGCACAUGGAAACGCGGCGUUCGUUGAGAUGCUCAUGAUGUCCUCUCACCUCGGCAUUACAAGGGUACGGAUUUCGAUUCCCCUACAAUAAUUCUCUCACAGAAGGUAAGAUGUUUUUCCCUAGAUUAAUAUUGUGAAUCUGUUUUCCAGAAUCACAAUAAACAGUAAGUUGUUCCUUUUCCAAGGAUUUGUAUGUGAAGGCCUGUGAAUGAACUCAAAUCGAGUUUUAAACGCAACACUUAAUAUCUGCCUUCAAAAAAAUUUAGGAGAUUUUAUUUUUCCUUAUAUUGUUAGUGAUGAUUUCGCAAGCUUAUGUUCCCGAGAGCUGUUCUUUUAGAGGAUAUAAUAUCUCCAUUAGCGAAUUAAAUAGCUGGUAAAUGUUUAUCAGUCUUCUGAACUUUGUAGGUCGGGCAUUCUUCUGUAGGUUUUUAUUUAUUCUAUUGAGGACGAAUUUAAGACUCGGCGCGCUUUGUGCAAAACUUCUGUUACAACAGAUCAGUUUACCCAACCUCUCUACCAGUUGCAUGUGAGGAGGUCUGUAUAAAUCAUAUGGCGAUGGAUCAAAAUUGUCAGCCACCAGAGGUUUCAAAAGAUGAAAGAGAAAUAAAUUCUUCAGUAGAAGAUGUAGCGGCAAUUCUAAAGAAAUUACAGCUGAGCUGCUCGUCUGAGGUCAAUGCAGCUUCUGAACGAAUCGAUCAAAUGAUUUCACCUGAAAAGAGAAAACUAACAGCAACUACGCCUCUGAAAGCAUCACAGGCUAUUAGCAUAAAUGUGGUAGAUCUGUCUUCAGGAAAAUACGUACUGCCAGAUCAACAGGAACCCCCGUAUUUUGUGACUCUUCUUCACAUUCUUGGAGUGAAGGAUGAUAUAUCAGCUGUUGCAGAUGCAUACAUGAGAUUUGAUAAGCAGGUUUUAACUUCAAUUCAUAACAAUGCUAGCAUAUAUCUCACACGUCCUGAAAUAGGACAGGUUCUUCAAAUGCAUGACUCCCCUGAACAAAAAUAUGAAGGCAGUCACGAAGCCACAGAAGCUGCAGAUGAACUUGUUCCAGUUAGCCUCAAGGAUUUGAAAGCCGGCAAGCUGAAUGAGUGUGCUGUGUUGUAUGGAGAGCUUUGUGUUAAGCCCUUCAAAUUGGGGAGAAUCUACACUCUGCUACAGGAGAUUGGUACUGGGAAUGCAGUGGCUCUUUCAAUUGUUUCUGAGGAUGCCUCAUCUAUUGAUCAACAUUUCGCAAGAGACAAUUAUCCUCAAGGCAAGAAAAUUGCUGUCAAGGAACCCAUGCUUGUUCGAGGCGAAGGCGGUCUCCUAUUUAUAAAUGUAAACAAUCCUUCGUCAAUUGAAACGGUAGAGAGUUUUCCUGCCUCAAAUGUUGCAGUCAAUGAAGAAAAUUUCGAGAAAUGGAUUGAUGCCAUGGAUGAGGCAUAUCACUCAGAAAAUUGGGACAAAUGCAUGCGAAAUUGUACAAAGGGUCUACUGAGCUCCUCAAAGGUAAUGAGGAUAAACGACUUCUCCAUCGUCAGAACGUACGCUGAAAGAUGGCGCGCGCAAAUUGAAACGGGGCGGUAUGAAGAAGCGAUGCUUGAUGCAGAGGCGUUUUGUGAGCUCCGUCCUUCCUUCAGCGGUGGAAUUAAGAUGAAAAUUCGGUCACUGGCGUCCUUGGGGAGAUAUCAGGACCUAUAUCGUUUACUUCAUUCUGCGCGUGCCAAUAAUGCUUUCGGAGAUGAGGACAACAAAGAAUUCACUAACAUCUGUCGCACAUGGGCCCCUCGGUAUUGUGACAUUGGUGUCACAGGAGUAGAUGCGCCAAGGCCAUCUUUGUUCAGACCAGACGGAGAUCUAAUCGGUCCGGUGGAAAUCCGAAAGACAGGGAAUAGGAAUGGCAGGGGUUUGUUCGCCACCGAAGAUAUUAAGACAGGUGACUGCUUGUUGAUCAGCAAGGCCUUGGCUAUCUCUCACAAAGCUAUGGACGACCCCAUGAAAAAUGGGCUAUUUGAAAAUGUGAAAAAUGCUCUGAAUUCAUGUGGGGAUAACAUUUUAAAAUUGUUUAUUUCUCAUGCCAGCGGCAAACUGGUUGCCAAAAUGGGGGAUUUCUUCAACCCGUCUUUCGAAGAGAAGUGCUGCAAAGCUACAGCUCGAGUUCGGGAAGAUUUUGAAGCCCUUCAAGAGAAAGACAGUAAAAUCCGUCAAAUAAUAGAAGGGAUUGCUUUCGACGACGCCACUCCAGCUGCAAUUCGAGAAAAGGGCAAGUCAUUUGUCAAUUUCAAUUCAGAUCCAAUUAGGCUUUAUUACGGAGUGUGGCUACUUCCGUCAUUUAUAAACCAUUCGUGCUCGCCCAACGCAGCAAGAAUCAAUGAAGGGGAAAUCAUCAGAAUUCAUGCAACAAGACCUAUUAAAGAGGGCCAAGAAAUCACCAUUCCCUAUUUUAAUGUUCUGCUUCCCUAUACUUUUCGACAUAAACUUUGCAAUACUUUUAGGUUUGGGUGUGUCUGCAAGUGCAAACGAUGUGAGGUGGAAAGAAAGAUAAUAGGAGCUGAAUCAAAAGCCGAGGCACUUUGCGAGAGCUACUCCUCAGCGUGCAAUGCAAAGAUCGAAGAAAGGGCUGCCCAACUCGAGAAGUUUGUCAAUCGAGUGGAAAAUUGUUUGACAGUUUUGAGGAAGAGAAAACUUGUUGGGGAUAAAUAUGGUGAGGAUUGGUUUCGAUCCUCGUUUAUGGCUGCCUAUUUGGGGCGUAUUACUUGCAGAAAAAAGAAAGCUGUAAAGACAUCGUCAGACAAAGACGAGGAAAUUUUAUUGAGAGCAGCGCAUUCCAUAAUUGAAACUUGCCCUGGGGACAUUCAGUAUCUAAUAUUUUGCCACAGUUGUUUGAGCUUGUGGGAAGAUCUUGCAGCGAAAGGUUUGGCAGAUGAGAAAUAUGCAAGACAGGCGUACAGGAUGACGGCGGAGGCAGCCAUUUCAGUAUACGGAACUCGUAAGAAGUUUGGUAGAUCAGACCUGAAUUUCACAUAAAAUCGACUGCCCAAAUCCCCUAAAAAUGGAAUCGUCGCUUGUCAGGAGAAAUUCCAAGAUUGGCAGUGGACACUUUUUUAAAAUAACGAUUUAAUGUGUUGAUUACAGAAACAAGACUAGAUGCUUGUGUUUGUUUUAAAUUUUGUAUUCUUAUUGUAAAAUAGAUUAUUAAAGAUAUAUGUUAGUUAUGAAUGGAAUGUUUAUGUAGCAAAUCAAAAAGCAAUGAUAAGAGUUAGUAAGGAAUGUUUAUGAAUGGUAUGGAUCUGGCUUUUGGGCGGUUUGGGCUGA